Carcharodon carcharias (great white shark) is the source of this 3114-nucleotide messenger RNA. RefSeq names its product origin recognition complex, subunit 1 (gene orc1). The transcript is spliced from 16 exons. The coding region runs from base 244 to 2958 and encodes 904 amino acids. Gene Ontology annotation, biological process: DNA replication initiation; mitotic DNA replication checkpoint signaling. Lineage: Eukaryota; Metazoa; Chordata; Chondrichthyes; Lamniformes; Lamnidae. Gene Ontology annotation, molecular function: DNA replication origin binding; ATP hydrolysis activity; chromatin binding. The record is from RefSeq and is a predicted model, not a curated record. Gene Ontology annotation, cellular component: nuclear origin of replication recognition complex.
GCGCGAAAAUGUCACAUUUGGGCUGCAAGUAGCGGAGCUGGGACACAGCGCGGGAGAAAAUAGCCAAGAACUGGCUGGAUUGGAGCGGAUUUUAACUGUAUUUCGAAUAUUUACAAGUGUAUUUUAAUUUAAACUUUCUUCAGAGCAGAUUCCGGCUGGAGUUAGUCCCGCUUUUUCUCAGGCGGGAGAUUUUAUUUCAGUUUUUAUAUUUUAUAACCUGAAGUUUACAUAAUCGCACCUGAAAUGACCAAAUAUUUAACCAGGUUGAAGGAGCGUGAAAGAUACGUUUACACCUGGGCGGGAAAACCGCUUCAUGUGAAUCGCAAACUGCGGCAUUCAGAUUAUGAAGGUAUUCAGAUAGAAUGCGAAGGAACUUCUAUCAAACAUUGCAUCAACAUUGGAGAUUUUGUUUUUGUCAAAAGUGAUGAUGAGGAUCAACCGUAUGUAGCUAAACUGCUAAAGUUGUUUGAGGAUGGUACCCAACAACAUCUCACCAAGUCUGCAGUGGUCCAGUGGUUUGCUCGUAUUGAUGAAAUACCCAAAACAAAGCAGAAAUUAUUGGGAAGGGAGGCCCACCCCAAGGAGAUCUUCUUGUAUGAAGUCCCUGACUGUGAUGAUCAUAUCAGUGCAGAGACCCUCAUUAAAGCUGUAAAAGUGUUCCAGCUUGAUCCCAAGGAACCAUUUCCUCCCGCUGAAUCUGAUGAUGGUGAUCUGUUUGUGAAAUUAAACUGGGAUGGAAAGAACUUUAACUUCUUACCUAAAAAUACAUUCUCUGACAAGAAAACCAAUGAUGAUGGCCAUCAUAAAAAGUUGGAUUCCUUACCCAUAUGUGUACAAACGGUGUCUGAUGUGAGUUCUGUUCCAAAACACAAUACUGCGAUUGGGAACUGGUGUGAUUCAGAGUUUCACAGUGUUGCCAAUGGAGACACUACAUUGGGCAGAAAUGUUAUGAACCGCAAGUGUAAAAAUGGCAUUGUCAAGAUGGUUGCUGAAGGGAAAUCGAACUAUUGUGGUCAAAAAAACUCCAAUGGUAAGAGGAGUACUCAAAUCACGAACAUGGAAAGUAGCAAAUCCAAAGUUAGGAGGAAGCUUCCGCUUUGUGAUUUCAACAAAACCUCCAAAAGUGAGCUGAGAAAUAUUUUGUCAGAACUGCUCGAUGAUGAUGAUGAUGAUGUUAUUGCUAGGAAGCUUUGUCAUGUGGUGGAACCUGAAGCAAUUAAACACAAAGUGGUUUUUAAUGGUAUUUCAAAUGAUGCUCUUUCACCUGAUAAGAAAUUGCAAAAUAAGACCACUAGAAUUAGUACCCUCUCUCCUCUUAAAACAACCAGAGACAAGAUGAACAAUGAAGGUACCAUUUUGCAAUUAGCACCUAUUGACUUCAAUCCCAAAAUUAAGCAGCAAGACCCUUCGAGCCAAUCCAGAAAGAAUGGUGAAAUAAUUGAUUUUCACAAUUUUGGGCCAAAGAAAAUGGAAAGCAAAAGUAAAAUGGAAAAUGUCCCUGAUAUUUCAAGGUCUUGUAUAAAGUCUGCACAGUGCUGUUCAGAUCUUCUGAAACAGUACUUGAAAGAUGAUCGGGAUGAUGAAGAGUCUAGUGAAGAUGAAUUCCUUCCAGACAACAAACAAAGCAGUGAAAGUAGCAGUGAGGAUGAUUUACCAUUUAAUAGGAAAUCUGCAAAGAAGGUUGUUCCUAAAACAUCGAAGUCCACAGCAAAGAUGACUGUGAAGACUCCAGCCAAGACGCCUGUGUCAAGAACUCCUCAGACUCCAAGGACAUCCUGCCACCCUACGCCAAGUAUUCCUCGGAGGACCCAGCAGGCUAAAACACCUGUCAGUGUGUUGGAAGAGGCCAGAGCAAGAUUACAUGUGUCUGCAGUGCCAGAGUCUCUACCCUGUAGAGAGCAAGAGUUUCAAGACAUCUACAACUUUGUGGAGAGUAAAGUGAUUGAUGGUACCGGAGGGUGUAUGUAUAUUUCUGGGGUGCCAGGCACAGGAAAAACUGCAACAGUGCAUGAGGUGAUGCGGUGUCUACAACAUGCAGCAAAACAGGAUAACCUCCCCUCGUUCCAAUUUAUAGAAAUCAAUGGAAUGAAACUUACAGACCCUCAUCAAUGCUAUGUACAGAUAUUGAAGUCAUUGACAGGACAGAAAGCCACUGCAGACCAUGCUGCUGCAUUGCUUGAGAAGCGGUUUGGUACACCAGCCCCAAAGAGGGAGACCACAGUGCUCUUGGUGGACGAGCUUGAUCUCUUGUGGACCCGGAAACAGAAUGUUAUGUAUAACCUGUUUGAUUGGCCCACGCGAAAGCAGACAAAAUUGGUGGUUCUGGCAGUAGCCAACACAAUGGAUCUGCCAGAGAGGAUCAUGAUGAACCGGGUGGCAAGCAGGCUGGGACUGACCAGAAUGUCCUUCCAGCCGUAUACCUACAAACAGUUGCAGCGAAUCAUUUCCUCGAGACUCAACCGAUUAAAGGCUUUUGAGGAUGAUGCUGUUCAGCUGGUGGGUAGAAAGGUGGCAGCUCUGUCUGGUGAUGCAAGGCGUGCUCUUGACAUUUGCAGGAGAGCUGCUGAAAUAUGUGAAUAUUCAGCAGCUCAGCAAGCUGCAUCCAACCUUGUAGGAAUGCCUCAUGUGGUACAGGCUCUUGAUGAAAUGUUUUCCUCGCCAUACAUUACUGCUAUAAGGAGUGCAUCUGCCCAGGAACAGCUUUUUAUGAGAGCAGUGCUUGCUGAAUUCCAACGCCUUGGUCUAGAAGAAGCAACGUUUCAGCAGAUUUACCAGCAGCAUAUUGGACUAUGCAGAAUAGAAGGUCUGCAGCCUCCAACAAUGUCCCAGACCAUGUUGGUUUGUACAAGACUUGGAGCUUGUCGUCUACUACUUGUUGAAUCUAGUAAAAAUGACCUUCACAUGCGAGUACGAUUGAAUGUUAGCCAAGAUGAUGUCAUGUAUGCCUUAAAAGAGUAAAUUGUUAAAUGGUUAUAAUGUGAUAUGAAGUGUGUAUGUUGCUGUUUUAGACCUAAAAUUCAUAUCUAAUAAUUUUAACUUUACAACUUUUACAAAAACUUCUUGGGACAAGGUUAUUUUAAGCAUUUUGUAUAAUAAAGAAUUCUCAAAUCUGCA